CCGGCGCGCUGUAGGCGGCGCACCGGGGCCGCGCCGGGCCCCUUCAGCGGGUGCACCGCGCCCAGAGGUUGCCUGAAGGGCUGCGGGCGAGAUGGCGGCGCUGGGCUGUCUUCGCCUCCCUGGGCGCGGCGUGCUGGCCUGGCGGCCCGGUGCCGUGACGUCCGUUCCCACGCAGCUGCUCCAUCAGACGCCGGUGGCUGACCACGCUGACAGCUCUGUCCAAGUCCCGCAAAAGAGCUCGGCUGUUGUCCAGAAAAAAUCCUACGUCCCUGCUAGCAAGGGCGAGUAUGUUGUCACCAAACUCGAUGACCUGAUCAACUGGGCGCGAAGGAGCUCCUUAUGGCCGAUGACGUUCGGCCUGGCGUGCUGCGCCGUGGAGAUGAUGCACAUGGCGGCUCCUCGCUACGACAUGGACCGCUUCGGGGUGGUGUUUCGAGCCAGUCCCCGGCAAGCUGAUGUCAUGAUUGUGGCCGGCACCCUGACGAACAAAAUGGCUCCGGCUCUUCGGAAGGUCUACGACCAGAUGCCGGAGCCUCGCUAUGUCGUCUCCAUGGGGAGCUGUGCCAACGGCGGGGGUUACUACCACUACUCCUACUCGGUGGUGAGGGGCUGCGACCGCAUCGUGCCGGUGGACAUCUACGUGCCAGGUUGCCCGCCUACUGCUGAAGCUUUGCUGUAUGGAAUCCUGCAGCUUCAGAAGAAAAUCAAACGGGAGAAGAAGAUUCAGAUCUGGUACAGGAAAUAACCUCUUAUUUAUGGCCUGCCCACUUACUGCCCACCUGGGGCACCUGCUUGCAUUCGUACGCACAAUAAACCUGGAUUCUCACGAGCCUUCCAAUAAAACUCUACCUGGUUAA
Phalacrocorax carbo (great cormorant) is the source of this 857-nucleotide messenger RNA. NCBI's taxonomy places the organism in Eukaryota, Metazoa, Chordata, Aves, Suliformes, Phalacrocoracidae. The record is from RefSeq and is a predicted model, not a curated record.